Messenger RNA from Eucalyptus grandis, 1786 nucleotides. Its product is annotated as methylthioribose kinase. The record is from RefSeq and is a predicted model, not a curated record. The transcript is spliced from 6 exons. The coding region runs from base 223 to 1479 and encodes 418 amino acids. Gene Ontology annotation, molecular function: S-methyl-5-thioribose kinase activity. NCBI's taxonomy places the organism in Eukaryota, Viridiplantae, Streptophyta, Magnoliopsida, Myrtales, Myrtaceae.
AACAGCCAUUCGAUUCCCAAUAUCUCCCGAGAAGAAGGCCAGGUUCAGAAAACCAGAGCAUACGAUUCGACACUUCCACCUUUUUUUCCCCACAUCUUCUUUCAUCGUACCUCUCGAACUGCGUCGCUGAGCCCGAGCCCGAGUUCGAGUUCGAGUUCGGUUCGGACCCCUUUCGACACCGCCGCCCGCCGUCCCCGCCGGCGACGCGCCGCCGCUUCUGUCAUGGCUUUCGCGGAGUUCCGGCCGCUGGACGAGAAGUCCCUGCUGGAGUACAUCCGGCACACCCCCGCCCUCGCCUCGAAGCUGGGGAACAAGUUCGACGACCUGAAGAUCAGAGAAGUCGGAGACGGCAAUCUCAACUUCGUCUACAUCGUCGUGGGCUCUGCUGGCUCUUUCGUCAUCAAGCAGGCUAUCCCUUACGUUCGGUGCAUUGGGGAAUCAUGGCCAAUGACAAAAGAGCGAGCAUACUUCGAGGCAGUGGCAUUGAAAGAGCAAGGGCAUUGGUGCCCGGACCAUGUUCCGGAGGUUUAUCACUUUGACCGUACUAUGUCUCUAAUAGGCAUGCGUUACUUAGAGCCUCCACAUAUAAUCCUGAGGAAGGGAUUGAUUGCUGGAAUUGAGUACCCAUUACUUGCCGAGCACAUGUCAGAAUAUAUGGCAAGAACACUCUUCUCCACGUCCCUUCUGUAUCAUUCCACCACAGAGCACAAACGUGCAGUAGCGGAGUUCUGUGGAAAUGUCGAGAUGUGCAGGCUGACUGAGCAGGUUGUUUUUUCUGACCCUUACAAAGUAUCCCAAUACAACCAUUGGACUUCCCCUUAUCUGGAUGCUGAUGCUGAGGCUGUAAGGGAGGAUAAUGAUUUAAAGCUUGCAAUAGCUGAGUUGAAAUCCAUGUUCUGUGAAAGAGCGCAAGCACUGGUACAUGGAGAUCUCCAUACUGGUUCGGUCAUGGUUACCCAAGAUUCGACCCAAGUAAUAGAUCCAGAAUUUGCAUUUUAUGGGCCAAUGGGGUUUGAUGUUGGAGCCUUCCUAGGAAAUUUGUUUUUGUCAUUCUUCUCUCAGGAUGGGCAUGCAAAUCAAGGGAACGACAGAAAGGGAUACAAGGAAUGGAUUUUGCAAACCACUGAAGAGACGUGGAAUCUAUUCCAACAGAAGUUUGUAAGCCUUUGGAAUGAACACAAGAAUGGGUCUGGUGAGGCAUAUCUACCAGCAAUCUAUAACAAUGACGUGCUGCUCGAGCUGGUCCAGUGGAAAUUCAUGAAGGAUUUAUUCCAUGAUUCUCUUGGAUUUGGGGCUGCCAAAAUGAUAAGGAGAAUUGUUGGGGUUGCACAUGUGGAGGAUCUUGAGUCCAUAACUGAUGCUAGUAAGCGUGCAGACUGCGAGCGCCGAGCUCUCAAUUUUGCCCGGAUGCUUCUGAAGGAAAGGCGAAAAUUCGAAGAAAUCAGUGAAGUAGUCUCAUUAGUUCGGAAAUCAAACUAACCCUUGGGCUUAAUGUAUUGAGGUUUCUUGUGGGUCCCCCCUCCUUCACAGUUGUGUCCUUAUGCAUUUCGAAGCUACGGAGGCUCUGUAUUUCCAAUGUAGCGUCCCAUGCACUGCCUGCUCAAAUCAUUAGCAGCUCUAUGCUGUCUUUGAUGGUUAGUUCCGCUGGCAAGUCCUUGCUCCGAUGAAUCUACUUGAACUUUGUCUAUGUCGGAUCAAUGGAUGAUGACUAUGCUGAGGCCUUUCUCGACUUAGCUUGAUGCAGAGCUGCUUAUGGAACUACCAUAUGCAGAUGGCGAUUCUUUUU